This is a messenger RNA of Rhipicephalus sanguineus (brown dog tick), 929 nucleotides long. RefSeq names its product calmodulin-lysine N-methyltransferase. Lineage: Eukaryota; Metazoa; Arthropoda; Arachnida; Ixodida; Ixodidae. The record is from RefSeq and is a predicted model, not a curated record. Gene Ontology annotation, cellular component: cytoplasm. Gene Ontology annotation, molecular function: calmodulin-lysine N-methyltransferase activity.
GAGAAUACGUUGGGACAACGACGACGACAUUGGGGACCUGGUGGGCCGGUUUGAUGUCAUCAUCUCGGCUGACUGCCUAUUCUUUGACGAGGGACGCCAGCCACUUGUCAACACAAUCUGGAAACUUUUAGGAGACAAGGGCCUCGCCGUGAUCCUGGCACCAUCUCGGGGGCGAACGUUCCAGCACUUUGUGGAGCUAGCGCAGUCACGGUUCUACGUUGAAAUACUCAUGGCCUACGACACCUGCGUCUGGGAGCUCCAUGCCCGGUAUCAGCAGGAAAGACCAGACAUCUAUGACGCCAACCUUCACUAUCCACAGAUGCUCAUCCUCCGCAAGAUACUUACGGCAUGAGCGUCAUCUCAGUGCAAUCGCCUAAGAAACUCAAGGGGAAAAAGUGAAAACAUAAAAAAAGCGAACAGAGUCGACUCUAGUCCUGACCAGACGUCCGCCACCGACCGCCGCCAUCUUGGAAAAAGACUUUCAGGACCAACUGUUGUAUAGAAAAUAGGGAACUUAAAAGGAACAACCGCAUGCUGCGUGUUUUAUGUAUCCGAAGAAAAAAAAACAGAAAUCUGUGUGUUUGUGUGGAUGUAAUGUGUUUGUUGUUCAGAUGUUUUCAUGGUCUCGCCACCAAAUGUUUAAAAAUCUAACAUCAUCUCAUGUAGUGAAGUGUUAUAAAUAAGAGCAAUUUAUUGCGGAGGAACCUGAUCUAAUACAUGUUGUAAAUAACAAGUUAUUUUCGGGAGAGAAAAAUUAUCAUCACGGGGCAGGGCCCCAUAGUGCAUUUAAUCCUGCCGUCUCACAAUCUUUGCCAGAUGUCUACGAAUAAUGUCAUCUCGCAUGAAACAAGGUGUUCACGAAAAUAAUUUAUUGAAGAGAAAUCAUUGUAUUUAUUAAAGCCUUGAAUAAAGGUUGUUAUUUUGAAGAA